CAAUCCCACAAAAAUCGAAAACUGACAGUUUCUUUUGACAGCAAGAUAGUGCAGAGGGCUUAAAAUGGCCAAACAGAAAGGUGAAAAGAAGGGAAAAUCAGCUAUUAAUGAAGUAGUUACCCGCGAAUACACAGUCAACCUUCACAAGAGGCUACAUGGUAUUGGAUUUAAGAAACGUGCCCCCCGAGCCAUUAAAGCAAUCCGCCAGUUCGCUGAAAAACAAAUGGGGACCCCCGACGUUAGGAUUGACACCAGACUGAACAAACAGUUAUGGUCCAAGGGUAUCAGGAAUGUACCUUUCCGUGUACGUGUACGCUUGUCACGUAGAAGAAAUGACGAUGAAGACUCUGUGAAUAAACUGUAUACUCUUGUGACUUAUGUUUCUGUAUCUUCAUUUAAAGGAUUACAAACAGAAAAUGUAGAUGCCAGCCAAGAAUAGAGUCUACUGUAAUUUUUUAAUUUAACGUUUCCAAAAUAAACAAUUUCCAAUAUA
Messenger RNA from Anoplophora glabripennis (Asian longhorned beetle), 493 nucleotides. It is a transcript of the gene RpL31, whose product is annotated as 60S ribosomal protein L31. The record is from RefSeq and is a predicted model, not a curated record. Gene Ontology annotation, cellular component: cytosolic large ribosomal subunit; ribosome. Gene Ontology annotation, biological process: cytoplasmic translation. Bases 65 to 439 code for a protein of 124 amino acids. The transcript has 3 exons. Gene Ontology annotation, molecular function: structural constituent of ribosome. NCBI's taxonomy places the organism in Eukaryota, Metazoa, Arthropoda, Insecta, Coleoptera, Cerambycidae.